Messenger RNA from Gossypium arboreum, 2452 nucleotides. Its product is annotated as probable serine/threonine-protein kinase At1g54610. Gene Ontology annotation, molecular function: ATP binding; cyclin-dependent protein serine/threonine kinase activity; RNA polymerase II CTD heptapeptide repeat kinase activity. Gene Ontology annotation, cellular component: cyclin-dependent protein kinase holoenzyme complex; nucleus. The record is from RefSeq and is a predicted model, not a curated record. Lineage: Eukaryota; Viridiplantae; Streptophyta; Magnoliopsida; Malvales; Malvaceae. Gene Ontology annotation, biological process: positive regulation of transcription elongation by RNA polymerase II; protein phosphorylation. Bases 458 to 2182 code for a protein of 574 amino acids. The transcript is spliced from 7 exons.
UCUUUCUGAAAGAGAGUCAAAGAAACAAUGACCAGUGCAAAAUAAAUAAACAAUUAAUUAAAAAAAAUAAACACUGGAAAGCAGAAAGUAGAAACAGAUCCAAAAAAUCUUUAUUUAAAAAAAAUCUUAAAUUUCUUGAAAUUCUUCAAAUCUAAAAAGAGGAAAAAAAAAGGGUAGUUGAAUUUUACUGUUAUCAGCUUUUUAUAGCUGAAAUUUGUUGACUGUGCCACAAUUUGUGGGACUUAAGUCUUAAUUUUUUUUAAAAAAAAUCAUUGCAAGCUUUGCUUUUUUUUUUUUUUGGGGGGUCAUAAAGAAAGUUGGGUCACACACAUUUCAUUACUACAUUCUCUGAAUUAAUCUCUCAGAAAACUUUUUUUAGGGUUUUGUGUUCGGAUGGAGACAAAGUGUGAGAAAAUGUGGGAAUGUGAGGGGAAGGAAGAGGAGAUAUGAGUGAACUAUGGGGUGUGUGUUUGGGAGAGAGGUUUCAGGGAGACCGGUAGGGAGGGAAGAAAGGAAGAGAGAGGAAAUUGGUAGGGUUUCCAAAAGGUCGGAGAAGGGUGAAGAGGUUGUUAGAGAUGGAAGUAACAGCCAGAGGGUGGAGGAGGAGAAGGCGGAGGAAGAAGAAGCAGCUGCUGCCGCCGCCUUUGCAGCUAAAGCAAGAGCGAAAAGGAAGUCUUCACGGCCAAAUCCACGGCUGAGUAACCCACCCAGGCACGUCCACGGCGAACAAGUCGCCGCCGGCUGGCCAUCUUGGCUGUCGAACGUCGCCGGUGAAGCCAUCAGCGGCUGGACUCCUCGCCGUGCUGAUUCUUUUGAGAAGAUUGAUAAGAUUGGUCAAGGAACAUACAGUAAUGUGUACAAAGCUAGGGAUACUUUGACUGGGAAGGUUGUUGCAUUAAAGAAAGUUCGUUUCGAUAAUUUGGAGCCGGAAAGUGUUAAGUUCAUGGCUAGGGAGAUUAAGAUUUUACGUCGAUUGGAUCAUCCUAAUGUGGUAAAAUUAGAAGGAUUGGUGACUUCGAGAAUGUCAUGUAGUUUGUAUCUUGUAUUUGAGUAUAUGGAGCACGAUUUGGCCGGACUCGCUGCUAGUCCGGCUAUAAAGUUCACCGAGUCUCAGGUAAAAUGUUAUAUGCAUCAGUUGUUAUCGGGGCUCGAACAUUGUCACAACCGACAUGUAUUGCAUCGUGAUAUUAAGGGGUCGAAUCUUCUUAUUGACAAUGGUGGUGUUCUUAAGAUAGCGGAUUUUGGUUUAGCCUCAUUUUUCGAUCCUAAUCACAAGCAGCCAAUGACUAGUAGGGUGGUUACACUUUGGUAUCGACCUCCAGAGCUCCUUCUUGGUGCCACCGAUUAUGGUGUUGGUGUGGAUCUCUGGAGUGCUGGCUGCAUUCUAGCUGAGUUAUUAGCUGGAAGGCCCAUCAUGCCUGGUCGCACCGAGGUGGAGCAAUUACACAAGAUAUUCAAACUAUGCGGCUCUCCUUCAGAUGAAUAUUGGAAAAAGUCAAAGUUGCCACAUGCAACCAUAUUUAAGCCUCAACAAUCAUAUAAACGAUGUAUAGCUGAAACUUUUAAGGAUUUUCCACCAUCAUCAUUGCCUCUGAUUGAUACUCUUCUUGCAAUUGAUCCUGUUGAGCGCCUGACAGCUACAGCCGCAUUAAAUAGUGAAUUCUUCACGACCAAGCCUUAUGCUUGUGAUCCUUCCAGCCUUCCAAAAUACCCACCUUGCAAGGAGAUGGAUGCUAAGCUACGAGAUGAAGAAGCUAGAAGAUUGCGAGCUGCUGGAAGAGCUAAUGCUGGAGUGAAGAAAGCUCGUCCACGUGAUCGAGCUGCGCGGGCAAUUCCUGCUCCAGAAGCAAAUGCUGAGCUUCAAGCCAACCUUGAUAGACGACGGUUAAUAACACAUGCAAAUGCCAAAAGCAAGAGUGAGAAAUUUCCACCUCCACACCAAGAUGGAACUCUUGGUUAUCCUUUGGGUUCUGCACAUCCGAUAGAUCCUGGUUAUGAUCCACCCGAUGUUCCGUUUAGUACAAGUUUCUCAUAUUCAAAUAAAGCACCAAUCCAGACAUGGUCUGGCCCUUUGAUCGACUCUUCUGCCGUUGGUGCUCCUAGGAGAAAGAAGCACAUGUCAGGUGAUGGUCAUUCACAUUCAAAGUCAUCUAAGAAAGACAAGAAUUCGACUAGAAUAUAAGAGACUACAUAUAAAACUGGCUGCUGGAAAGCCAAAACAUUGCUGAUACGAAGUGUUUCUUUGAUCUGCAACCGGGAAAACCGGAAACUGCAUCAGAGGUAAAAACUUGUAUUCAUUUUUACUAUCCAUUGUCUUUUUUUUUUUUUUUUGGUGGUAUUAUUGUGAGAAGCUUAUCUAAUGUUGUACAUCUGUUAUACUGUCAUUGUUUCUUCGGUUGUUGGAAAACCCCAAUUAGAUUUAGUAAAAAAAUUGAAUAAAUUUGUUCUACAA